AGGGGUUGUCCCUUCCCCUUAGCUCACUUGUAAGCUUCUUUCUCUCUUUACCCUAAGAACAAAAUUAAGACACUAAGAGAUGAAAGUCCAAGGAGACCCCCCCCCCCCCCAAGCAACGUGCAGCGCAUUUCCUGGCCAAAUCCACCCUGUCCUGUUGCCUGCCUGCUGUAACGUACAAGGGUUAGUAUCAAAUUACAGAGAGAGAGAGGGAAAAAACGACACCCAGGCUGUGCCCCUAUUUACAUACAAAUAACUCAAGCGCUUGUCUGUAUGUCACCAUUCAAGUCCCGCGGUGAGCAGCUUGCCGGAGAAGUUUUUAAAUCCAAUCUGAGGGCUCUUUCAAAGGAUACAGAGCAUUUUCUUCAAGGGCGAUUUUUUUUAAAAAAACAUCCAACAGCAGCUGUCAUCCCUUAUAUUUUUAAACUUUUGUUUUCAUGUUUGGAACUAAAGCUUCUUUGGGGGUUGAGAGGACAAAGACGCACAUUUUUGUAACAUGCUUGCGCUGGAAGAGAUCAAGACGUUAAGAGGAACGCACUCGGAAUGUGGAAAGUGAACAUGAAACCAGAGAGAUUAGAUUCUUCUACCGGUUUGGAGAUUAACUCUAAAGCACUCCUUGAGAAGCAAUAGGACUCACAGAAAUCCUUGGACAUAUCAAGAGGAGGGGGGGCAAAAGAGACCCAUUAAAGUCCAGGCGGGUGAAAAUGGCUUUCCAAAACAGUGAAGAUGCAAUGACUGGAGAUACGGACAAGUACCUGGGGCCUCAGGAUCUCAAAGAACUGGGAGAUGAUUCUCUGCCUGCAGAGGGAUACAUGGGCUUCAGUCUGGGCGCCCGAUCUGCCAGCCUCCGCUCCUUUAGUUCGGCCGGGUCCUACACUCUGAACAGAAGCUCCUUCGCUCGGGACAGCAUGAUGAUCGAAGAGCUGCUGGUACCGUCGAAGGAUCAGGAAAAUAAAGUUGCGUCUGUGGAUGCCUCAGCUCCUCCCAUGCCUUCCAGGUCUCAGGGUCACAUGUUCCCCAGAACAUUUAGACAUCCCAUGAAACAUGUUGAAAGGCACCUGACGUUUCCAAGGGAAUUCGACUCUGACUCACUCAGACAUUAUAGCUGGGCUGCAGACACCUUGGAUAAUGUUAACCUUGUCUCCAGUCCCAUCCAUUCUGGCUAUUCUUCUCCGCUCCCCCAGUAUGAUUCAAGUUUUUUGGUUAGUUUCAUGGUGGAUGCCCGUGGAGGUUCCAUGAGGGGCAGUCGACACCACGGCAUGAGGAUUAUAAUUCCUCCGCGAAAAUGUACAGCGCCCACCCGCAUCACCUGCCGCUUGGUAAAGAGGCACAAACUGGCCAGCCCUCCACCAAUGGUUGAAGGAGAAGGAUUGGCUAGUAGACUAGUGGAAAUGGGACCUUCAGGUGCACAAUUUUUAGGUCCUGUCGUAGUAGAAAUCCCUCACUUUGGAUCGAUGCGUGGAAAAGAAAGAGAACUGAUAGUGCUUCGAAGCGAAAACGGUGAAACGUGGAAAGAGCACCAGUAUGACAGCAGACAUGAAAACGUCAAUGAAAUUCUCAAUGGCAUGAAUGAAGAGCUGGACAGUGCCGAAGAACUCGAGAAGAAACGCAUCUGCAGAAUUAUCACGAAGGACUUUCCUCAGUACUUUGCGGUGGUUUCGCGAAUCAAGCAAGAAAGUAACCAGAUUGGUCCUGAGGGUGGAAUCUUGAGCAGCACAACUGUGCCACGGGUUCAGGCUUCGUUCCCAGAAGGAGCGCUAACCAAAAGAAUACGAGUGGGCCUUCAGGCUCAACCAGUUCCAGAUGAAACCGUCAAGAAAAUUCUUGGCAACAAAGCAACGUUCAGUCCCAUUGUUACUGUGGAACCCAGAAGAAGAAAAUUCCAUAAGCCGAUCACCAUGACAAUCCCAGUGCCACCCCCAUCUGGGGAAGGGAUAACCAAUGGAUAUAAAGGCGACACAACGCCCAGCCUUCGACUACUAUGUAGUAUCACAGGCGGUACAUCACCAGCUCAGUGGGAAGAUAUCACCGGCACCACUCCACUGACCUUUGUAAAUGACUGUGUCUCUUUCACAACCAACGUUUCAGCCAGAUUUUGGCUAGCAGACUGCCAUCAGGUUCUUGAAACUGUCGGGCUGGCCUCGCAACUUUAUAGGGAACUAAUAUGCGUCCCGUACAUGGCCAAGUUUGUGAUUUUCGCCAAAAUGAACGAUGCUGUGGAAUCUAGUUUGCGCUGCUUCUGCAUGACGGAUGAUAAAGUGGACAAAACGUUGGAGCAGCAGGAGAAUUUCGAAGAAGUUGCAAGAAGCAAAGAUAUCGAGGUUCUGGAAGGGAAGCCUAUUUAUGUGGAUUGCUAUGGGAAUCUCGCCCCUCUGACAAAAGGAGGACAACAGCUUGUGUUUAAUUUUUACGCUUUCAAAGAAAACAGACUGCCAUUUUCUAUCAAGAUCAGAGACACCAGCCAAGAACCUUGUGGUCGCUUAUCCUUUUUGAAAGAGCCAAAGACUACAAAAGGUCUCCCACAAACAGCCGUUUGCAACUUAAAUAUCACUCUGCCAGCACACAAAAAGGAAACAGAGUCAGAUCAAGAUGAUGAGCAUACAUGUGUAAUGAAACAGACACCUUUCUAUCCAUUCUUCAAUGACAACGUGGAUCUUAAGGCCGAGAAAACGGACCACCGACAGAACUUUGUCUCCCUUGCUUUACGUAAGCGCUACAGCUAUCUGACCGAGCCUGGAAUGAAAACAGUUGAACGAAGUGCAGGAGCCGCAAGACCCUUACCUGCUACCUAUUCAUACAAGCCAUUCUUUCCCGCGAGACCAUAUCAGUCAUGGACCACAGCACCAAUCACAGUGCCUGGGCAAACCAAGUCAGGCUUCACUUCUUUAUCAAGCUCUUCCUCUAACACUCCAACAGCUUCCCCAUUAAAAUCAAUAUGGUCUGUUUCUUCUGCUUCGCCAAUAAAAUCCACACUAGGAGCCUCCACUACAUCUUCGGUUAAAUCUGUUAGUGAUGUAGCUUCUCCAAUUAGAUCGUUCCGGACAAUGGCCUCGCCGAUAAAAACAGUGAUCUCCCCGUCUCCGUAUAACAUCCAAGUCUCUUCCGGUUCCUUCAUCAGAGCUCCCGCAGUAACGGAAACCACUAGUUUGAAAGGGCUGGCAUCCAAUUCUGCUUUCCCCUCUCGGACAUCUCCAGUGACUACAGCUGGGUCUCUUUUGGAGAGAUCAUCCAUUACCAUGACGCCUCCAGCAUCUCCCAAAUCGAACAUUAACAUGUACUCUUCAAGUUUGCCAUUUAAAUCAAUCAUCACAUCAGCAUCACCGCUUUUAUCCUCACCUUUAAAAUCAGUGGUGUCUCCUGCUAAGUCAGCAGUUGAUGCUGCUUCAUCCUCUAAGGUCACGAUGGCUUCAUCCCUCUCAUCCCCUGCGAAACACAUAGUUGGGCAUACAGAGAUAGCCAUGGUUAAUGGGUCCAUGUCACCUUUGAAAUAUCCGUCCCCUGCCAGUUUAAUCAAUGGAUCCAAAACCUCGGCCACAUUCCAAGACAAGAUCACUGCGGCAGCCAGCUCUGCAAGUUGUGCUGCUGUCACAGCCGCCGAUACAGUCGAGAAAAUGUUUCCGACCACUACCGCCAUGCCAUUUUCUCCACUCAGGUCGCUUGUGUCUUCGAGUCCGUCCGCCUUUCAGUCAAUAAGAACUUCUUCUACAGGGGCACUAUACACAUCUCUUGGGUCAAUAUCAGCAACUACCUCGUCAGUUACGUCAUCAACAAUCACAGUGCCAGUAUAUUCUGUAGUCAAUGUUUUGUCUGAACCAGCACUGAAGAAGCUCCCAGAGUCAUCUUCCCUUACAAAAUCAGCAGCUGCGUUGUUAUCGCCUGUUAAAACAUUGACUACAGAGACACGCACACAGCCUCACUUUAACCGAAACCUGUCUCCUAUAAAAUCGUCCUUGUUUUUAGCACCCUCUGCUCUUAAGUUGUCCGCACCAUCUUCUUUAUCCUCUAGUCAGGAGAUUUUAAAAGAUGUGGCUGAGAUGAAGGAGGACCUAAUAAGAAUGACAGCAAUAUUGCAGACAGAUGUAAUGGAGGACAAGGCAUUCCAGCCAGAACUAACAAAAGUGGGUAGAAUAGAUGAUGAAGAACCUUUUAAAAUUGUUGAGAAAGUAAAAGAGGACUUAGUCAAAGUUAGUGAGAUACUGAAAAAAGAUGUGUGUUUAGAAAAAGGAUCUGCCAAGCUAUCAAAAAAUGAUAAAGGACACGCAUCUGAGGAGGAAUGGGUAGAGUUCAGUACAGAUGAGAUUGAUGAAGCGAGACGGCAGCCCAUGAUAUAUCCUCCUAUAACUAUUCCUGAAAAAAUGCAAAUUAAAGCAAAGGCCGUAUCUGAAAAGGAUUAUAACUUGACCAAAGUAAUUGAUUAUUUGACCAAUGACAUUGGGAGUAGUUCACUGGCCAGCUUAAAGUACAAAUUCGAAGAGGGGAAACGAGAAGGAGAGGAGAGACAAAAACGAGUUUUAAAACCAGCCACAGAACAUAAGCUAAAAAUGCCUCCAGCCUCCAUGAGGCCGUCCACGUCAGAGAAAGAGUUGUGCAAAAUUGCGGAUUCCUAUUUUGGAACUGACACCAUUUUAGAGUCUCCAGACGACUUUUCCCAACAUGACCAAGACAAAAGCCCAUUGUCUGACAGCGGCUUUGAAACAAGAAGUGAGAAAACACCUUCAGCCCCACAAAGUGCCGAGAGCACAGGGCCAAAGCCUCUUUUCCACGAUGUGCCCAUCCCGCCUGUCAUUACAGAGACGAGAACGGAGGUUGUUCAUGUUAUCCACAGCUAUGAACCCUCUUCAGAAGAGAUUCCCGAAUCACAAGCAGAAGAGCCACCAUUGACAAAAGUGGAACCGACUCUUAUGGAGCUAGAACCCAGGUCAAGCGGUGCAUCUAUCAAAGAAAAAAUGAAAGCAUUUCAAAUGAAAGCUAACUCCGAAGAUGAUGACCACAAGUGUGCGCUCGGCAAAGGUGUCCGUGUGAAAGAAGAGACUCAUAUUACCACCACGACUAGAAUGGUCUACCAUAAGUCUCCGUGUCCUGAGAACUCUUCGGAAAGAAUUGAGGAAACAAUGUCUGUUCAUGAUAUAAUGAAAGCUUUUCAGUCAGGACGUGAUCCUUCCAAAGAACUCGCAGGUCUGUUUGAACAUAAGUCUUCAGUAACACCAGACGUUAGCAAGUCAACUGAAAUUUCACCACAACAUGCAGAGAAGGACAGCAAAAAGAAACCCAAACUGGAGCGUAUAAUAGAGGUCCAUAUCGAAAAAGGUAAUGAGGCUGAGCCUACUGAAGUCAUUAUUAGAGAAACAAAAAAACAUCCAGAGAAAGAAAUGUAUGUUUAUCAGAAAGACUUACCCCGGGGUGAUUUGGAAAAGCAUGAUUCUCUGCCUUGUUCCGAUGAACAAGGUCAGCAAGAAGAAGAAGAGCUUACGGCCGAAGAGUCGCUUCCUUCCUAUCUGGAAUCUUCUAGAGUAAAUACUCCUGUGUCUCAGGAAGAAGACAGUCGUCCUAGUUCUGCCCAACUUAUGUCUGAUGACUCGUACAAAACACUGAAGCUUUUGAGUCAGCACUCAGUAGAGUAUCAUGAUGACGAGUUGUCAGAACUAAGAGGGGAGUCAUACAGGUUUGCUGAGAAAAUGCUUCUCUCAGAAAAGCUAGAUGUGUCUCACUCUGAUACUGAGGAAUCAGUUACUGACCAUGUUCUACCCCUUAGCUCAGACUUGCAGGGGCCUGAUAAGCGAUUCAGAGACAAAGUAGCUGCAGCCCCCCCAAAAGAAAUCCUCACCAAAAUCUCUAAAGAUAUGUCAGAAAAUGGUGUAGGUAAAAUGUCCAAAGAUGAUCAUUAUGAUAAAGUGACAGUGUUACAUUAUACCGGAGAUGUUAGUAGCCCCAAGCAAGCCAUGUGGAUGCGGUUUACUGAGAACAGAUUAGAUAGAGGUAGAGAAAAGUUGAUGUAUGAAGACAGGGUGGACAGGACUGUUAAGGAGGCAGAAGAGAAGCUGACGGAAGUCUCGCAGUUCUUCCGGGACAAAACAGAAAAACUGAACGACGAACUCCAAUCACCAGAGAAAAAGCAACAGAAAAGAAACGGGAAAGGGAUUCACUCAGGCCAUAGUUCAGCUAGCAGCAGCCCUGAGAAAGUGACCACGACUGGCCUGCCACGUUCAAAGGACGACUGGAGUAAAGGAGGACCAUACAGCCCUGACAGGAAGUGCUUCCCGAAAACUGAUGAAAGAAGAGCCGCUAGUUUGCCCAGCAGCCCUGAGAGAAGGGCUCUUACGCAGCACGUUGAAGACUGCAAGCCGUCGGUGGAGCACAGAGGAAUGGCUCAGAAGAGUAAAGCCCCUGAGUCUUCAGCAACGGGCUUUCAACUGAAGCAAUCCAAACUCAGUUCUAUUAGGCUGAAAUUUGAACAGAGUAUAGGCUCUAAGAGUAAGGAACUGUCGCAAGAUGAUAAAAAGCAGGACGCUCACUCUAAAAUCCCCGUGAAAAAAUUACAGGACAGCAAGCUCCCAGUAUACCAGUUUUAUGCCCGGGAAAAGCACGCGAAAGAGGUAGACCUCGCUGAUGGAAACCUAACGCUGCAGAGAGACGCUUCUGCUGUCAAGUUAAAAGAUGGCGUCCCGAGUAAAGGGAAAGCUAUCGAAGAUGCUGCUGCUUCAGACACGCUGAAACACAGAACUGAAACACCAAGUAAAAAUGUGACAGAUGGUUUGACGGAUCAGAAGGCGAAAGGUCUGGCGUACAGUUUGAGCUCAGACGCUACGCUGUCAAAAGGGAGCUGGGAUAAAAAGAUCUACAGAACAUGGGAAAGCUCUGGAACGUCAAGUCCUAAAGCGCAGAAAGAAAAACUUUCCCAUGUUCUCAUUCAAGAUGUGGUGAAAGAAAAUCACAUUGCCCACCCUGAGCCUAAAGACAUGGGCAAAGCUGGUGAAUUUAUCACUGUGACAGAGCGUGAGCACAGAGUGUCGACGAGCGGAUCACGUUCAAAGGAGGUGAAGGAAGUGACUGUUAAAUCUCCCUCCAAAAAAGUCCUGUAUAGAGAAUUUCUGGUCAGAGAAGGGGAAUGCCCCGGUGAAGUGAUGGAGAAAACUCCCAAGAAAAAGGAACUGUUCACUGCAUCCCACAUCCCAGUCAGGAUUUCAGAAGAAAAAAGAAUGUUAUCAGUUAACAUUCCUGAGGGCAUCCACGAGAAGCCGAAAGACACAGUCCGUGAACUGCCAGCUAAAGUGUCCCAAGCCAGUAUAGUUAAGGAAAGAAAUGUGAGGCCGCCUGAUUAUGCAGAGCAAAAUAGAAAUAGGCAAGCAGAAUUCGGUAAGGUGAGCAGUAAGCAACAUGGUUGCGUCGAGUUAAGUCCUCCUGUGGAGGAUGCAGAGCUAUCUCCUAGUAAAUCACCUGAUUCGUUAGAAAUUAGCCCAGGAAAAGAGUCUUCCGCAAGGGGCUUUGACUCAAAUCACUGUGGUAAUUUGGGGAAAUCCACCCCCUUAGCAGUUACGACUGAGGACACGAAAGGGAUAAAAACGUUACCCGUUUAUGUCAGUUUUGUUCAAGUAGGGAGGCAGUAUGAAAAGGAAAUGCAGCAAGGAACUAUUAAAAAAAUUGUAAGCCAGGAGUGUAAGACCGUGCAAGAGACAAGGGGAGGCUAUUAUACCACCAGGCAGCAAAAACAGCUUCCUUCUCCACAGGGUAGUCCAGAAGAUGACACAUUAGAGCAGGUGUCCUUUAUAGAUAGCUCUGGGAAAAGCCCAUUAACCCCUGAAACGCCUAGCUCGGAAGAAGUCAGCUAUGAGUUUACCUCUAAAACGCCUGACUCGCUAAUAGCUUUUAUACCGGGCCAACCCAGUCCUAUCCCCGAAGUUUCCGAAGAGUCAGAGGAGGAAGCAGAGGCUAAACCAGCCUCUGUAAAACAGGUCAUUGUAGAGACACCCAAAAUUGGCAAUAACCUAGAUAGAGAUUCUAAUAAAAGGCCAAAGGGGAACAGGGUUGCCUACAUCGAAUUCCCGCCUCCUCCUCCAUUAGAUGCCGAUCAAAUCGAAUCAGACAAGCAGCGCCACUCUUCCGAGAGUGAGAUGGAGAUGAUAGAGGUGAACCUGCAAGAUGAGCAUGACAAGUGUCAGCUGGCUGAGCCAGUCAUAAGGGUACAGCCACCUUCUCCUGUUCUGCCAGGAGAAGAUGUCAGUGACUCCAGUGACGAUGAAUCCUUGUAUCAGCCCGUUCCGAUUAAAAGGUACAUGUUUAAAUUAAGUGACGCUGAAGAGGACCGGAAGGAAGCCUUGAAGCGUAGAUCAUUGGAGAAGAAGGAGUCUGGGAAGACCAGUGAAUUCGAUCUCGGCAUUGAUUCCGCCCAGAACGAUAAUGCGCAAAACGGGAACAAUGACCAGUCUGUGACUGAGUGUUCCAUUGCCACCACUGCAGAAUUCUCCCAUGAUACAGACGCGACUGAAAUUGACUCUCUCGAUGGCUAUGAUCUCCAAGAUGAAGAUGAUGGCUUAACCGAGAGUGAUCCUAAGCUCGCAGGUCCCGCAGUAGAAACCAAAAAAGACAUGUGGGCUACGGAAGGUAUCUUGAAACAGACUGAUCGGUCUUUUAGCCAAAGUAAGCUGGAAGUUAUUGAGGAAGAAGGGAAAAUUGGUACUGAAGAAAGCAAACCUUUGUUGAAGUGCCCGACUUCUGAAAAAACUGCAGAUAAGACUGAGCAGAAGUCAGGUGCCCAGUUUUUUACUUUGGAAGGCAGACACCCUGACAGGACUGUGUUUCCUGACUCUUAUUUCAGUUACAAAGUAGAUGAAGAGUUUGCAACACCCUUUAAGACAGUAGCUACUAAAAGUCUAGAUUUUGACCCUUGGUCCAGUAACCGUGGGGAUGAUGAAGUGUUUGAGUCUAAAUCAAGGGAUGAUGAGGCUAAGCCUUUUGGCCUGGGAGUAGAAGAUAGAUCUCAAGCGACCACGCCCGAUACAACUCCAGCCAGAACGCCAACAGAUGAAAGUACUCCAACUAGUGAGCCCAACCCCUUCCCAUUUCAUGAAGGGAAGAUGUUUGAGAUGACUCGCAGUGGCGCAAUUGACAUGAGCAAGAGGGAUUUUGUUGAAGAGAGACUCCAAUUUUUUCAGAUUGGUGAGCAUACUUCUGAAGGGAAGUCAGGGGACAAGGGGGAAGGGGAUAAAAAUAAAAUCACUGCCAUCACACAACCACACUCAGGGGACAAAAUGGUAGAAAAAACUCUAGAGGGAGACGUAGAAACACCAGCAAUUGAACAUAAGCUCAUCACCCAGGCCGGUGGAGAUUUUACAGAAGCAACACCGGAUAGUAGCUCACUGGAAAAACCAUCAACAGCUGUUAAUGCUUCUAAAGUUGAUCCCAAAUUGCGGACACCUAUUAAAAUGGGGAUUUCUGCCUCUACCAUGACGCUGAAGAAAGAUGGCUCUGGAGAAGUGACAGAUAAGAUAGAAUCUAUGACAUCAGGUGUUCAGGGGUUAGAGUGUGAACCUGUAGCAGAGGUUACCAGUCCAGCUACGCUUAGCCAGACAAACAGUAGGGAAACAGAAAAGCAUGAUUUCCAAAAAGAUAAUUUUAAUAACAACAACAAUUUGGAUCCACCCACUACACCCACCAAUAGUGUUACCUGUAAAGUAGUGCUAAAUGAACAUUUUGAAUCCAAGCAUCCCACACAAAAAUCUAACCAAACAAAAAACACGUCAGGAAACGGUAAAGGUGCAACACAAGGACAUUGUAAGCAAAAAAUACACGGAGGACAGCAGAAGUCAUCAGAGCCGCUAGGGAAUAGAGCAAGAUCAAAACUUCCCGUAAAGGCUACCUCAGCAAAAGAAGCCAUCCCACAGACCAGUAGCCAGGCUGGCAAAGUGCCUAGAGUCAGACAGGAGAGUAAAGUUGACAAAAGGAAACAGAACAGUUCUUCUGCACAUGUAGAAGUGAGGUCUAAGAUUCCUGUUAAAAAUACACAAAGGCAUAGUUUAGCUGUAGCUAGAAAGACACCCACACCUCAAAACCAAGAGCAGCUAGAGAGAAGCAAAGUCAAACCACUUCCUUCCAAAUUACCAUUAAAGGUAAGAUCUGCCACCAUGACAACCACGACAGUUAGAGUGAAGCAAAGCCAGCUUAGGGAGGUAUGUAAACAUUCUAUUGAAUAUUUUAAGGGAAUUAGUGGUGAGGCUUUAAAGCUGGUGGAUCGUCUGUCCAACGAAGAGAAGCAGAUGCAGACAGAGGUGUCCGAGGACGAAGAAGAAGAAGAAGACAGUACCUCCAGAAACACGUCCUUGUCUGAAGCCACUCAAGUUUUCCUGCCUUCCAUUACCUCGAAGCCCGCUAGAGAUAUGAGAACAGAGGCAGCAUCUUUAAAAUCAAAGAUUGAAAAAGCCGACAGUGAGAGGAGGAGGAGUGAGAGGACUGGUCCACAGAGUCCAUGUGAACGGACAGAUAUAAGGAUGGCAAUUGUGGCCGAUCAUCUGGGACUUAGCUGGACGGAAUUGGCAAGAGAACUGAAUUUUUCUGUUGACGAGAUUAAUCAGAUCCGUGUGGAAAACCCAAAUUCUUUAAUUGCUCAGAGCUUCAUGUUGUUGAAGAAAUGGGUUAUUAGAGAUGGGAAAAAUGCUACAACUGAUGCCUUAACCUCUGUACUGACAAAAAUCAACCGCAUUGACAUUGUAACUCUGUUGGAAGGACCAAUAUUUGAUUAUGGAAACAUUUCAGGCACCAGAAGCUUUGCAGAGGAAAACAAUGUUUUCCAUGAUCCUGUUGAUGGUUGGCAGAGCGAAGCCUCCAAUGUCAACAUGGAACAACCAACUCCGGGAUGCAAAACAAGCGGUGAAUUGCGGGAUCGGCUGGAUAACAGGCCUGACCAAUGUAGAGACUCUAUUACCUCAUAUCUCAAAGGAGAAGCUGGAAAACUGGAAGCCAACGGCAACUACUCCCACUCAGCAACGGAGGCAAAGACUAAGCCUUUUGCUCAGGAGUCUGCAAACGGUCUAGGAAAGCAGAGCGACAAGGAAACUGUGAAACCAAAAACACUAAGUUCUGUCCGUACCGCAGAGCAAACGGUACCCUUAACAUCGCAUCAGAAAUCUUUGCAAGAGGCUAGCAAGCCAGCAGUUGAUGCAUCUAAAACCUCUGUGCCUGUCAGCGUGAAAAAGAUGAGCUGGAACACGUCCGAAGACAGCAAGCCAAGACCGAAAGCCCAGGAAGGGGAAGGAGCAGCAGCGUCUGAACAGAAGGAGUUUAGUGAGAGUGACAGUGACAGUGACAUUGAGAUUCAGAGUGACUCGAGCUCAGAAGAAGAACAGAGAAUCACCACGAGGGUUUAUCGGCGCCGUUUGAUUCUGAAGGGUGAUGAAGCAAAAAAAAUUCCUGGUGAAUCUGUUACAGAAGAACAGUUUACCGAUGAAGAAGGCAACACCGUCACCAGAAAAGUUACCCGGAAAGUAUUACGACGUCUUGUUUUCCCACCUGAGAAACACCUUGGUGAAAUGCAGGGAGAAGGUUAUAAGGUGAAGACAAAAAAGGAAGUCCGACACGUAGAGAAGAAGACAUAUUCAUAACAGCCAAACAGCAAAUGGACUGUGUGCACUAUUACUGCCAGUAUUCUAGGAAGAAACUCAAGGAAGAACAAAAACCAACAGGAAUUAUCAAGUCACUGAAGAAAGCGUGUGUGCGUGUGUGUUUGCUGCUUCCACACAUUAACCGCAUGAUUUUUAUGCGAAAAGGAAAAAAACAGAACAAAACAAAAAAAAAGUUAAUUUAGCAUGAGCCAUUUCUACAAGAGCAUGGAAAUCCACUUUCAUUCACAGCAUCGGAGAGUUUGCAAAUGGCGGAACGAUGCACUGUACAUACAAGAUGCCACGACGGAACAGCUUCUUUCAGGCCACUGGAAGUCAUUGCAAAACAAGAAGAAUUCCUGUAGCAGGGGGCGGGGGCGGGUGGGAAAUGAUUUGACCCUGAAAAAUGGUUUGAACCACAGAAAGACACUAAAAUUUACUAAAAUCCACACAACAGCUCGCCUUAUUUUUCUUGGACCCAAACUGUCAGGGUAAUAAAACACUCUUUUGUUUCUUUUUUUAAAAAACGAAUAACUGACACCGAUAAUUUCAUUGUAAAUAAAUAACACUGUAUAAAUUCUCAGUAGAUUCAAUGUUGAUAAGGCACUGGCUCUUAGCUCACCAACUGGAAUACUGCAUUCACGUCGAACGGAAAUCGGUGUCUCAACAUGGCUUACACCUGCAGGGAUAUUCUGGGUGUAUCUUCACGGAUUCUUGUAUAUUUAGCAAUUAUAAUGUUUGUAUAUGCAAAAAAUGCUAGCUUGAUUUUAAAAAAAUCUUUAAAAUCCAUUGCAAAUUUAAUGAUUCCUGAGAUGAGGAAUUCUGUAGUUCUGUGAAAAAAAAUCUUUUCCUUCUUCAGAGUACUAAUAUUUUGGUGCAUGCGUUUCACCUUAUUUUGAUGAAAUCUUUUUCCAGUUUUGCAAACUAGAUUGCAACUAGACUGCAACUUGACAAGUAAGAUUCUGGGGGGGAGGGCGGGGGGGCGGGAGGGUAGCAAUCCACCGAGCACGGCCACUGAGCCAGUCCCCAUUUGUUUAAAUAGGGUGUAGAGGGGACUCCGGCACAUUGCCCAGCAGCGGUGCUUGUUCGGGGGAGGGGGGGUGCCCUUUCUCUGCAAACACAUAGAUAGCCCUUCAUCUAAUAUUUGUUGCUGUUGCCAAUUUUUUCAAUGGAGAUGACCUAAAAUUUAAAGAAGAUAUAACAUCUACAAUAGUUGCAUUAUAGGGAGGGGAUGCUAUUUGUUCUUGCUUUAUACCCCAGGGUGGGGGAAACGCUUGCAGCUUUUAGAGGUGGGUUGGUGCUCUUGUAAGCACAAGUUUGGGAUAUUUAAAAAAACAAACAAAAAGAAACAAAGAGAAAUUCUUAGAUAACAGACUGGCGGCACGCUGUAAAAAAUAUUACUGUAUUGUGUACUGGCUCUUAAGAUGUAGAAUCUUUCAAUAAGCCAAUCAUCUGUAAUCAUUCUAGCCGUGUCUUAUUAGGUUGUUAAGGCUGCUGUGUUUUAAAGGGCAUUUUUAUUUGGGUUUUUUUGGUGAAAUACUUUAAUUUGUUAAUUAUCUUCAUAUGAAAACAGAAUCCAUUGAUAAUAGCUCUAAUUACAUAUGUAUGAAAAAAACACUGGAUGAUCUAGUUGAUUAUUUAAGCAUAAAAUAAAUUGUGUUAAAACUCUUCACUUA
Molecule: messenger RNA, 13261 nt
Organism: Sphaerodactylus townsendi
Lineage: Eukaryota; Metazoa; Chordata; Lepidosauria; Squamata; Sphaerodactylidae
Gene: ANK3
Product: ankyrin 3
Exons: 28
Coding region: 702-11588 (3628 amino acids)
Biological process (GO): signal transduction; regulation of cardiac muscle contraction; protein localization to T-tubule
Cellular component (GO): T-tubule
Molecular function (GO): protein binding
Source: RefSeq, a predicted model, not a curated record